AUGCUCCCCAGUCUACGCAUAGCAGAUGUCGUACUGCUCCUCCUGAUCACCCAAACCACGCAGGCCGGCCCAUUAAGACGUGGUGAGAGGUAUUUCCGGAGGGAGUGGAACUCAACGUACAGUCAAAGCAUUGCUGCUUCAUCAGACAGUCUUUCACCCUCAUCAGAACCAAGCAGCUCUGUUGCCCCGCCGGUAACACAGCAAGACCAAGAUGGGACCACGCCGACCCCAAUUUUCGUCACCCUCGACGGCUCAUCAACGAGGACCGCGGCCGCAACAACACAGCUCGUAGACCAGAGUCCUUCGACAACACCAGUCGAGUCUACCGUACAGACGCAGACGAUACCGACUACCACUUCGGCGGUAUUUCUGCCUCCUAUGGACAGCACCAUCUCCUUGCCGCCCCAACUCACCUCCGGCUUCAAGAAUGUGUCAUCCGUAGUACCUGGAAACACAGCCUCCGCUUCUGCUAUUAUUUCCGAGAGCCUGACAGUCACUCCUCAUCUCGGAGGAUCUCCCGGUGCUUCCUCUUCCGCUUCCCCGGGUACACCGCUGCAGUCAUCCCUCUCAUUGCCGUUUCCCGUCCCUGGAGGAGAGACCUCGGUAGCAGAGUCUACAACCAUAGCUGUAGCAACUCCUUCGUCUCUCGCUUCCACAACAGCCACCGCAGCAUCAACAACUGCUCCAAACCCCCAAUCCUCACCAGAUACCCCUUCCUCCCUCCCAACAACCACAGCCUCCUCUUCACUCCCUUCAUCAACACUCCAACCCCAAGUCACAGGAACACCAAAUAACCAAGUCCCCACAAUCCGCACCUCCACCCCAGCCGCGACAGCAACAAUCUCCCCCGCCGCGGCAGCCAACAACGUCGCCUCCGCAAAGACAUUCAACGCCCUCUUCGCCUCCCUGACGGAGCAAUCCGCCUGCACGGCCGGCCAGAUCGCCUGCGUGAAAGGCAACGUCGGCAUCUGCGGGACCAACAGCGCGUUCGCGGUACAGAGCUGCGGGGCGGGGACCUCGUGCUUCGCGCUGCCGAUGACGACGACGGAGGGGGUUAUUGUUGGGUGUUAUGAUCCGCAGGUCGCGAGCCGGAUUCUGGGCACGCCGAUUUCCGGGUCUGCGUCUGUACCUGGUUCGACGUUCACGACUACGACAGCGGUCCCGGCGCCGCCGCCGGCCUCUUCUGACCUCGGGUAUGAGAGCACCGUCACGAUCACACCCACCGUCAUCGCAACGUACACCAUCUCGGUAACUGCACCAGGUGCUCCAGGAACGACGUCCGCAGUCCAGGCCCCUGGUUUCACGACGACUGUAUUUGUCACCCAGACCAUGACCCCAGCUCCCGCGCCCUCAUCGACAGCAGCAGAAGGAGAAGACCCAUCCACAACAUCGACUUCCACCCGCAAAACCCGCACCUCAACAGUGGAAGAAGAAACCUCAAAGUCCGGUCACUCCAGCACAACCAAAUCCACCAUCGUAGAAUCAUCCACAACGGAACCCACAACGACGAAAGCAGCGGGCUCGACAACAACCAAAGCAAGCAAUCCCUCAACACUAACCGGGACGUUCACGGACACCCUCAUCGUGAACCCCAUCCCGACGGACGCGCCCUCCGCCGCUGCGGACGCGCCGAGCCCAAUCACGACGCCGAAACCCCUUUCCAUGCCGGCUAAUGGUGCUCAGCAGGGUGUGUCCGUCUUGACGGUAUUUGUGACUGUCACUGAGAAAGAGAAGGAGACUGUCACUGUCACUGUGACCAGGGCAUAA
This is a messenger RNA of Colletotrichum acutatum, 1767 nucleotides long. RefSeq lists its product as uncharacterized. Bases 1 to 1767 code for a protein of 588 amino acids. Lineage: Eukaryota; Fungi; Ascomycota; Sordariomycetes; Glomerellales; Glomerellaceae. The transcript has 3 exons. The record is from RefSeq and is a predicted model, not a curated record.